CAUAAGAUUUAAGAAGCUUAACCUAAACCUUUAAAUCUUUGAUCAAGAUAUAGAUUUUAGCUAUAGCUUAUGCAGAACAUAGCAUUAUAUCAAUGCUAAAUGUAUCAUGCUUUCAAUGUGUAAGAUGAACCGAACGCUUGCUUGAAAAUGCAAAACUAUUCGCAUUCAGAUAAGAUAACCUUUGGAAAUAAAUAAAUGAAUUAAUUAAACAGCGAUUAGAAAUAAUAUUUGAACGUAGAUGUAAAUGACGUGAUUGUUAUUUAUUGCUGUACGAGAACGUAAGCGUUUAUACCGCUCAUAAAUUGACGUUAAAACGUUGUAAGUGGGCGGAAGGUGAGUCGUCAAAUAUAUAAAACUCGCGAUAAGUUUUGUAAUAAGGUAUAGAAGUGUUGUCGUAUAUAUAUCUUUUUUGAUCAGGGGCAUCCGAAUAUGAUCGAAACAUCGAAAACUCAGUCAUUUCAGUCUUUGUUCAAUUUCAAAUUAUUCCCGUGCGCCCACUCGUUGCACUUCAUAUAUACGCAACCGCCUAAGUACCGAUUAUUCUGCUGCACUAAAGCCGAUGCUUGCCAAAGCUGAAAACCAAACCGCUGUUAAAUCGGAAACUCUUACUAUAUCCACUCAUGUAUUAGAUACAAGCGUUGGUAAGCCGGCAGCCAAUGUCAUCGUUAUUGUGUAUCGUUUAACCGAAAACGAUAUUAAGCAAGAUGGCGGCGAUCAAUGGCUUGAAAUUAAUCAAUCUUUAACUGAUAAACAGGGUCGCAUUCAUCAAUUAUUGUAUAGCACGGAUUUUCAAAAUGGCGUAUAUAAACUGAGAUUUGACAUACGGCCUUAUUUUAAUCUACAAAAUGUAACCAGCUUUUAUCCUUUCAUAGAUGUUACAGUGCAAUGUCAAGAAAAUGAACACUAUCAUGUACCGUUAUUGAUAUCGCCCUUCGGUUAUUCCACUUACAGAGGAUCAUAGCUUUCGAAAGUUUGCAUUUGCAAAAUAACGUGACGUAGAACUAUGCAUGCAUUCGAGUCAUAAAUAAAAUAUAUUAAAAGAUGUAUUGUAUUGUUUUUUCCUAAAGAUCUCAAGUGAAAGAUUCAUGUAACAUGAACAGAUACAUAUGUGUUUGUUAAUGUAAAAUUAAAGUUCGAAGCAUGCGACCGCUUUAAAACUCUUCGCUUCUGCAUAAAAAUUGGGUUUAUGUGUAUGUCAGCAAAAUUCUGCAGUCAGUUUACAAGUCUCGUUUUUGAGUUAGCUCAGGUGACGGAAUAUGGAAGCGAUACGAUCGUAUCGAAUGGGCGAAGGAUUUUCCAUACGAUAUCGACAAAAAUUGCUUCUUUCAAUUUAUAAGAUUUUGUUUACGAUUAAAAAAAUUCUCAUACCUUUUCAUACUCGUGAGUACGCAUUAACCUUCAAACCUCGUAUGAUCUCGAAUAUUUUUUUUGCAAAAAGACAUAUCUAGUACAAGUUACAAACGAGCCUGCACUUAUUCUCGAUUAUGGAUUUGAAUUAUUAUAAGAUAUUGGGUAUCGAAAAUCGAAAUUCAUAUUCCUCUUGCUUUAUCGGACACUUACUGUCCAUACAUUAUAUGAUUUGUCGACCAUUCUAGUUAAUUAUUCAUUGUGCUAAAGAGAACGAGAUAAUUUAAGUUCAAGAUCACACUCAGUCAUUCCUAAGAAGUUUCGCGUAACUUACGUAAUGACGUUGCUUCGCCAGAAGGCAAAGAAAUCAAUGACUGGGUAGCUGUAAACACCGAUGAAUACCCAUCAGCGAAGGAUACUGGGUAUGUUCACUUCGUCAAAACGUUUGCAACGCCCAGAAGGAAGCACCAGAAAACAAAUAAAUAUAGUUUUGAUCAGCAUCAAAACAUGUCCGUCCGUCCGUCCGUCCGUCCGUCCGUGAAAUGCAUGUUGUAGAAAUUCUCCUGCCGCAAAUGAUGAAUCUAUCGACUUCAAAUUUGGGAAAAAUAUUGGUAGAUCUUGCUGAUUGGUAUUGAAAAUGGGUUAAAUCGGUUGAA
Molecule: messenger RNA, 2003 nt
Organism: Glossina fuscipes
Lineage: Eukaryota; Metazoa; Arthropoda; Insecta; Diptera; Glossinidae
Product: 5-hydroxyisourate hydrolase
Exons: 2
Coding region: 560-961 (133 amino acids)
Biological process (GO): purine nucleobase metabolic process
Molecular function (GO): hydroxyisourate hydrolase activity
Source: RefSeq, a predicted model, not a curated record